GCGGCAGCCAAUCAAGGUCCGGGGGCGCGGAGAGGGCCGGGAGGCAAGGCACUCCGUCUCCUGGGGAUCCCCCGAGGCUGCUCAUCCCAGCCCCACCCCCUCUGUGGUCCGGGCCCAGCCCACCCCAGCUCAGGUUGUCAGCCGGCGCAGGCUAAUACUAGCUGAUUCCUGCUCGCUCGCAAGGCGGACCUUACUUGAGUCGGACCUGUCGCCCCCUACGCCCGGGCCUGGGUGUUCCCCGCGCCCACGCCUCCUGCCCGUCGCUACCACCCUUAGCUUCUCAGACUGAGCUCGGCGCCCCGGAGAGGAUUAAGUCUGCCCCUUCUGCAGCACGGCUAAGACUCAUUCCCACCCCGCUUUACCCAAGACCCACAGAAGCUCUGUGAUCUCCCAUCCUCUGCUUCCAAAAUAGGAGGGAAAUAGGUGUUUCAAAGUGGGUAUUCCAUCAGUGCCUCUGAAGAUGUAACUCGGUGCCUUACUUCUUGGACCACCCCUGCCAACUGCCUUGCCAGAGGAUCUAGCUCAGCCUAUCCUUCCUGCCUCUUGGUGUUUCCACACCAGCCCCACCCUAGCCCCAACCACAGCCUGGGUCUCACAGCCAACUCUGUCCAGAGACUGAUGUGCUCAACUCCUCCUGGGUUGUCAGUGGUAGUGAUGGGGAUUUGGAACAUUUACCGGAUGACUUUGUGGACAGGCAUUGUGCUGGGCUAGGUUCCGCCCCCCAUGGGGACUUGUUCAUUCUGACAUGCCGUUAGCCCUACAACAUCAUGGGGUUGUUCUUCAUAUUUCCCACUUUGAGAAAAACUAGACAGAGCGAAGAGGGGUGACUUGCCUGAGGCUAUACCAGGUCUCUCUGAAUCUUAGGCAGGUGAUUCCCAAGCAGAAUGAGGGAUGUAGGAUGCAGAGUGAGAAGAUAGGGGUAGGGGAAGCAGCAGUUACAGAGAUAAUUGUGCAAGGAGUGGACUUUUUCUUCCAGGCCGCCUGCAUCUUCUCCUAUCUUCCAAUUGCGAUCACUGUAGUCAUCGUGCAGGGAUGACAGGGCUUUGCUCUCAUGUCCCUAUGUCCCUACAGAAGCCUGUGCCCUAUUACCCCUUGAGCAACUUAGCUCUGCCUGACUUAGCUCUUGAAACCUUUACUUCCUUGGUGCCUUCAGAUCCUAGAGGGACUUGAUCUCACAGACAUGCCCCCUAGCUGUAACUCCUGCUUUUAUUCUUGUCUUUUUAGAACCGAGAAAGGCAGGGGUCUCCUGGUAAGGAUUUGGCUGUGCCAGUGGUCGUCACCGUGGUGGGAACGACAGCCUUGGACACUCCUAGCGUCAGAAAUCAGUGGGCAAGUUGACCGAGCACUGGCUGUCUCCCAGCAUCAGCAUGAACUCCAGGGUCCCAGCUACUCAGAGCUGGUUCAGCAGCCACCUGCCCACCACUGAGCCUGACUUGGAGCCUGCCACCGAAGGCUCUACCACAGAGACCGCCACCCUCAGCCCCGAAACCACAAGCUUCAAUGACACCAGAAUGCCUGAUAUGGCAGGCGGUGCAGCUGGUGUGGGUACCAUGCUUCUGUCUUUUGGGAUCAUCACAGUGAUUGGUCUGGCUGUGGCCAUGGUUUUAUACAUCAGGAAGAAGAAGAGGCUGGAGAAGCUACGCCACCAGCUCAUGCCUAUGUACAACUUUGACCCCACGGAGGAGCAAGACGAACUGGAGCAGGAACUACUGGAGCACGGGCGAGAUGCAGCCUCCCUGCAGGCUGCUGCCUCCCUGCAGGCCACACAGGGCAAGAGCACUCUCCCUUCCCAGGGCCCACUGCAGAGGCCCAGUAGGCUGGUGUUUACCGACGUAGCCAAUGCCAUCCAUGCGUGAGAGGCCCGAGAACAAGCCUGGACCUCUUACAAAGA
Molecule: messenger RNA, 1891 nt
Organism: Rattus rattus (black rat)
Lineage: Eukaryota; Metazoa; Chordata; Mammalia; Rodentia; Muridae
Gene: C8H3orf18
Product: chromosome 8 C3orf18 homolog
Exons: 5
Coding region: 1368-1856 (162 amino acids)
Source: RefSeq, a predicted model, not a curated record